Triticum dicoccoides is the source of this 1146-nucleotide messenger RNA. RefSeq names its product ethylene-responsive transcription factor ERF039-like. Gene Ontology annotation, biological process: regulation of DNA-templated transcription. Lineage: Eukaryota; Viridiplantae; Streptophyta; Magnoliopsida; Poales; Poaceae. Gene Ontology annotation, molecular function: DNA-binding transcription factor activity; DNA binding. The transcript has a single exon. The record is from RefSeq and is a predicted model, not a curated record. The coding region runs from base 213 to 890 and encodes 225 amino acids.
ACACGCUGGCCUCACGCCUUCCCCCAUUCGAUUCCCCGCUUUGUUUUUCCUUUCCAUGUUGCUCCUCCCUCCGCCUCAUCUGCUCUGCUCAUCAUAAAACCUCCCACUGCCUCGCCUCGCCUCGCAUCCCACCGCAGCACACCACUCACCUCCUCACGCUCUCGCUCAUCACUCCCCCAACAACUAACUCCACCACCACAGUAUCAUCAGCCAUGGGCGCCACGGAGGAUUCCUCCUCCGGCUCCGAGACCACCACGUCGUCCUCGGCGGAGGCCCUGGCCGCGCCGCCGUCCCCGACGGCCACCACCGCGUCGUCCAAGAAGAAGCGGCCGCGCAACGACGGGCGGCACCCGACGUACCGCGGGGUGCGCAUGCGGAGCUGGGGCAAGUGGGUGUCGGAGAUUCGGGAGCCCCGCAAGAAGUCGCGCAUCUGGCUCGGCACCUUCGCCACCGCGGAGAUGGCGGCGCGCGCGCACGACGUGGCCGCCCUCGCCAUCAAGGGCCGCGCCGCGCACCUCAACUUCCCCGACCUCGCCCACGAGCUCCCGCGCCCGGCCACCGCCGCGCCCAAGGACGUCCAGGCGGCCGCCGCACUUGCCGCCUCCGCCGACUUCCCGGCCUCUGCCACUGCAGCUGCCAAUGCCGGCGCCAAGAACCCCGACGGCCCGGAACCCAGCGCCGCCUCCGCCUCAGCCUCUGCCUCUGCCUCGGCGCCGCCGGACACCGCUGAGGAUGCGCUGUUCGACCUCCCCGACCUCCUCUUCGACCUCAGACACGGCCCUCCGUCCUGCCAGCUCUCAUGCGCCUCCUCGUGGGACGACGACGUGGCCUUCGCCGGCCCCGGCGCCGGCGUGUUCCGCCUGGAGGAGCCGCUGCAGUGGGAGUACUAAAGCCAUCAAGCCGCGCCGCCGCUGCAUGCAUGUAUGGCUCGUAGGUGCUCCCUCGUUGCCACAUCGGGCCGGAAAUCAUUUCGGAACCAUUGGAGAACCAAAAGAAGGAAGCAAAACCACUGGAGUACUACUAAAUUUAGGAGUGAGGCCAUGUACAAAUUGGGGUUAGCCUCGUGUUCUUUAUCGUAUUUGCUUUGCGUGGAUUGUGGGGCAAGAAUAUGUUUUUGUGUGUGCAAUUAACACCGCAUCUCCUUUU